Molecule: messenger RNA, 3282 nt
Organism: Paramecium sonneborni
Lineage: Eukaryota; Ciliophora; Oligohymenophorea; Peniculida; Parameciidae
Source: the annotation of a GenBank genome assembly
AUGUUAAAAUUUAAAGUUAUCUUUGAAGGCAAAGAAAUCAAUUCAGAAAGUCUACCUUAGAAACAGAUUCAAGAAUUUAUUAAUAAAUUAAUUUCUACUUUGAAAUUGUUAAAUGAAAAUAAAGUGUUUGGAAUUUUCAUGAAUGGAUCUGAACUCAAAAAAGAUAAAACAUUCUCUGAUUAUAAGGUUAAAAGUGGAUGUAUUUUAGAACUAAAACCUACAAUAAUUUAUGAAUACAUUUUUCUUAAAAUAAUCGGAUAAUAGAAAACAUGUUUUCCAUAUAUUUGUUCAGGAGAAAAGGCUCAGAAACUUUAUGAUGAUGUUGCAAAGGAAUUAAAUCUCUCAAAUUAAUCAUUUACACUUUUGUUUCAAGGAGUUCCAUUAGAUAGGAAUAAAUAAUUAAUUGAAUAUAAUCUUGUUUCAAAUUCUAUUAUUAAUUGUGAAGAUGGAUUAAGAAUAUAACCAUAAAUUACAGUCAAAAUUUAGUAUAAUAAUUAAGAUUAUAACUUUGUACUUAAUCAGGAAAGUCGUAUAUCUGACUUAGAGUAUUAAAUAAAAUAAAAGUUUAAUAAUAAAGAUUUCUAUCUUUUGAAGAAUGGAGAAUAAGAAUUGUAAUCCAAUCAAAAAAUAAAUACUUUGAAUGCUAAUUACAUUUUGGUAUCUUUGAAAAAUUAAUUUCUCUAAAUAACACCCUAAUAAUAAAUUAUAUAAAAAGAACCAUAAUAAGAAAUUAUACAAAGAAUACCUUAAUAAUAAAUUAUAUAAAAAGAAACUUAAUAAGAAAUUAUAUAAAGAACACCCUAAUAAGAAAUUAUAUAAAAAGAACCUUAAUAAUAAAUUAUAUAAAAAGAAACUUAAUAAGAAAUUAUGUAAAAAGAACUUUAAUAAUAAAUUAUAUAAAAAGAACCCUAAUAAGAAAUUGUAUAAAAAGAGCCUUAAUAAUAAAUUAUAUAAAAAGAACCUUAAUAAUAAAUUAUAUAAAAAGAACCUUAAUAAUAAAUUAUAUCAAAAUAACCUUAAUAAGAAAUUAUGUAAAAAGAACUUUAAUAAUAAAUUAUAUAAAAAGAACCCUAAUAAGAAAUUGUAUAAAAAGAACCCUAAAUAUAGAUUAAAAGGUCAUUUACAUCAUAAAAAAUAAAAAUAUUAAAAGACCCUUUAAAAGGUGAAAUAUAGUAAUUCUAAUUUAUAUGCAAUGAUGAUAAAUAAUUUGAGAAACACUUGGCUUUGAAAGUUUUAAUUCAGAAUGAAAUUCGGAAUAUAUAAAUACCUGAAAAUACUGUAGUUUAACAAAUUGAAGAAUAACUUAAGGCUGAAUUUAAAUUUCCUUUUGCAAUCAGGUUAUUUUAUAAGAAUUAAAUUUUAAAUUCUAAUGAGACCUUAGCAUAAUAAAUUGUUAAAGAAAUAGAAAGUUUUUAGAUAACGUUAAAUUUAAUUUAUGAAUAAAAUCCAGUAAUUACUGUUAAACGCUCUAUGGAUACCACUAUUAAGUAAAUUGAGGAUUUUAUAAUUUCAUAGAAUAAACUUAAUAUAAAUAUACAUGUUUAAUUAGAUGGAAUUGUUCUAGAUUCAAGUAAGACUUUAAGGGAGCUUUAGAUUAGAGAUAACACAAAUCUUUAUUUAAAAAAUAAUAUAAAACUUGUAAUCCAAAGAGGCGAUGAUAUAAUUGACUACUAUGCUUUAGAAGAUACAAACACAAAGUAAUUAUCUGAAGACCUUACUAAAAAGCAUCAUUUUAAACCUCCUUUCAUUCUCUAAAAAGAAAGUGGAGAUAAAUUAAAAUCAAACUUAACUCUUAAGCAAUAAGGAUUACAAAAUAAUCAUAUAAUUUUUGUGAUUGAAGAGAAGUUGAUAGAAAUUAACCUGAUGUAUUAGAAUAAUAAAAAAUUAAUUUCAGUUGAAGAAAAUUCAAUAGUUUCGGAUUUGAUUAACCUCACUUAAGAAUAGUUCUCAAUUUAAGGGUAAAUAUAACUAAAUCUUGAAGGUAAUCAAAUUUUAAAUCCUAAUGAUACAUUAAGCAAUUAAAAAGUUUAAAUGGGGAGCAACUUAUAAGUUUUAUUGGUUGCUUAAGAUAAUCAAAUUCCUUAACCUCCUUUUCCUCAAAAAACUUUAUUAGCUAAAAAUGUCUCUAAUGGUUCUAUAUUAGAUGGAGCCAAAAACGAAAAUUAAGAACAGCCACCUUUAGAAUAAAUAAAAAUUUUCAUUAAUAUUGGGAAUUAAAAAGAAAUUAUGAAUGUUAAAGUUAAUUUUAAAGUGAUAGAAUUGAUAAAAUAUAUAUAAUAAAUCUAUUAUCUUAAAGAAAAGUUUUAAUUAAGUUUAGAAGAUAAAGUAAUGUUAAAUGAUGAAUUAACAUUAGCUGAAUACAAAGUUCAAUAGGAAGACAAUUUAUUUGUAAUUUUUAAUUAGGAAUAAAAUCUAUAAUAAAACUAAAAUCCGUAAUAAAACUAAUAUUCAUUAAACUAUAAUACUUAAUAUAACUAAAAUCAAUAAUAUAAAUAAUAUCCAUAUUGUAACUAAAAUUCAUUUUAAAACUAGUACUCAUAUUUUAACUAAAAUUCAUUUUAAAACUAAUACUCAUAAUUUAACUAAAAUCGAUAAUUUAACUAAAAUUAAUUAUCAAAUUAGAAAACAGAAUAUAACUAAAUUCCAUCAGAUAAUUCGUAAAUACAAAAAUUUCAAUAGAGUUCUUAAAUUUUCUAACAAAAUGUCGGUUUGGAAUUAAAUUAGAAAUUUCCUUAAAAAUUUAAUCGUUAAAUGAGUUAAGAAUUUCCCCGAUAACUGAUGGGAUAAUAAAACUCAUAAAUAAUACAUCCAUUUGCAUAAGCAAAAGUUUAACUUCGAUAUAAUAAUAAUAUAUUAAUUUAGGAAAUGGAUAGUAGUAUGAGUGUUGGGGCCUUAGAGAAAUUGGCUUAGGAAUAAUAUAAAAUAUAUGAACCAAUAUAAAUAGAAAAAUAAGGAUAGGUUUUGAACUCUCAAUAGAUUAUUGGUGGGUUGAAUUUAAUAAAUUUGGAAAUUUUGGAUAUAGUAAUAAAAUAACCAUCAAAUCCAUUUUUUAUAUAAGAAUUGAGUUUGAUAAUUAAAGUGAAAGAGAAUGAGAAUGCUAUUGAAAUUUCGAUAGAUUAAGAGAGUAAGGUAUCCUAAUUGAUAGAAUUCUUGAAAUAAAAUUAUAAUAUUAAUGAGACAGUAGAAUUAUGGUAAAAUCAAAUCUAAUUAUAUGAAAAUAAAAGCUUAAAGGAGUAGAAUGUUUAAAAUAAGAGUUAAUUGACUCUAAAGUAAAAGAAUUGA